UGGGUGUGGGGGGUGUGCCCUGGCUCAGCAGCCUCCGCGCGCCACAGUGCUGGAGCAGACAGCCGCGCUGCCGGACGCACGCGCUAUCCACGGUACUUUAGCUGAGCUGGAAGAGGCGGCAGCGGAGGAAGAACAAGGAGAAGAAGAAGAAGAAGAAGACGAUGUCAGUGGCAGUGAAGAAAAAAAAAGGCGUUAAGGCCGAGUUAAGAAAGUGCGCGUGGCGUUCCUGGAGGCUCGUUCCUCACCUGCUGCUGUGUCUGUCCCUGGUCGCGUACGCGGCGCUAGGCGCGCUCAUGUUCGCGCACAUUGAAGGAAACGGCUUAAAGGUGUUGAAUUAUACUAGACCGCCCGAGUACCAGCGCUUCCUGACUCGGAUUGUCAGCACCGUCCAGAACCUCACCAACAAUGCCUCCGCCACACAGCAAGACAUCGUGGAUAGAGUGGCGACUCAGAUGGAUGACUUCCAGUCCAUAUGGCUCCAGAGACCUGCCGAUUGGGAUUUGUAUGGCUCCAUGUUCUUCUGCUGCACUGUAUUCACAACCGUUGGGUAUGGAAAGAUCUAUCCGGUUACCAUGACUGGUAAGGUGGUGUGUGUCUUGUAUGCCAUGGUGGGCAUCCCUUUAAUGCUUCUGGUCAUCCUCGAUGUGGGAGAUUUCCUCGCUAUGCUGAUGUCUAGAGCCUACGUGCACAUUCACACCCUCUGCAAAACCCUCCGCUCCCACACCUGGUUUCCGUGGAAGGUCCGGAAGAGGACAAGGGACUCAAGCAACCCGGCUCUGGAGAACGGUAACUUUUUUUUCAGCCACGACGUUGUGGUCCGUGAACCCCUUGACAUCCGGCACGUACUGCACAGCCAGGCGGAUGUACGGCACAACUCCAUCAUGCUCCAAAACAACAAAGAGAUCUUUGAGAAGAUUCUUGCCAGGGAGAAUUUACUUAGACAGGGCCCACUGCUCAGGAGCCUCUCUUGCCCAGAGCUAGACCGACUGCCACCAUCACCCAAAGGAUAUGCCAUUUGGGACUUCACAGGGUUAGGGGAUGGAAUGGAAAUGCUGGAUGUACCCUUUGUACUGAUUCUUUUCAUCGUGUUUGCCUACAUUUGUUUAGUAGGUUUGAUUCUGCCACUGUGGGAAACAGAAUUGCAUGGCUUUGACCCCUACUACUUCUGCUUUAUCACUCUCACUACCAUCGGUUUUGGUGACAUUGUACCAAAUCACCCUAAGUACUUCAUGCUAACCUCACUCUUCAUCAUUGUUGGCAUGGCCAUCAUGUCCAUGGCUUUCAAGCUAAGCCAAGCACGAAUUGUAAGCUUCUACCGCCAAUGCAUCAAGUUCCUCAGCAGAGGAAAUGUGGAGACUUUGAAAGAUCAAGAGAAUGACUAAGUCACAAAGAGAAUAUCUGUACUAAUGUCCAUGAGUUGUACAAGCUCACAGUCUGUGGGAACUUGUCCAGUGCAUUAUUUGUACUGGCUGUUUGGUAAUAAGCAUGAGCAAAGCAAAAAGUGUGCAUGUGACAAAUGCUUUUGCCCAGUUAAGAAGGCUGAUAUUGAAAACGUUACCUAACAAGAAUGACCUCAAAUUCUGAGUAUCUAGCUGCAGUAGCAAGAACAUCAAAAAAGAUGCAACUGGUCUGAUCAGGGCGUCGUCAAUAAAAAGGCAUGCAGUGCGCCACAAGCUUUGCAACCUGCAAACGUGCACUGUCUGACCACGGCCUAAAGAUAUACAGAGGAUGGGCACCAUAGUGUUGCAUUUGAUUACAAGUGACGACUCUGGAUUCCCUACUUACAUUUAAGAAAAUCUAAAUGAAUUUCAAAUUCAGUUUUGUUCAUUAAUUUAUACUUGAUGUCAAACAUGAUGUCAAAUGAACGUGGCUGCCCACAUGUUCAGACGUUUUACUGAUUAUAUGAGCGACAAUAAUUUUUUUCCUAAUUUAAACUUGGAGUAUAAAUUAUCAGAAAUGGUUAAACCUGCAGAUAAUAAUGCUAUCCACUACAAUAGUUCUGCAAUAAAUAAUAAUGAAGGGGCAGUGUUUGUUAUUUAUUAUUAUCAUCAAUUCUCUUUACAAUUUAUAUUUUUUGUUUAUUUUUGGAGUGUCUUU
This is a messenger RNA of Perca fluviatilis (European perch), 2097 nucleotides long. RefSeq names its product potassium channel, subfamily K, member 18 (gene kcnk18). Lineage: Eukaryota; Metazoa; Chordata; Actinopteri; Perciformes; Percidae. The transcript has 3 exons. Gene Ontology annotation, biological process: stabilization of membrane potential; potassium ion transmembrane transport. The record is from RefSeq and is a predicted model, not a curated record. The coding region runs from base 162 to 1382 and encodes 406 amino acids. Gene Ontology annotation, cellular component: membrane. Gene Ontology annotation, molecular function: potassium ion leak channel activity.